Molecule: messenger RNA, 4373 nt
Organism: Daphnia pulicaria
Lineage: Eukaryota; Metazoa; Arthropoda; Branchiopoda; Diplostraca; Daphniidae
Gene: ATPCL
Product: ATP-citrate synthase-like
Exons: 15
Coding region: 188-3490 (1100 amino acids)
Biological process (GO): citrate metabolic process; acetyl-CoA biosynthetic process; fatty acid biosynthetic process
Cellular component (GO): cytosol
Molecular function (GO): ATP citrate synthase activity
Source: RefSeq, a predicted model, not a curated record
UAGUCACUGUGGCACAGUCAGUAUUCCUGUCAAACCUUUUCACGACUCACGAGUGAACGUGUCACUCGUAAUUCCACUCAACAUUCCACGAAAUCAUUUCUUUUAACUUCUUUUAACUCUUUAGAAUUUAUUAACGAAGAUUCCGAUUCAUUUUCAUCAAUUUUAAUCUCUAGACUAUCCAUACAGAAUGUCUGCCCGAGCCAUUUGGGAAGCAACGGGCAAGGACUUGAUUAACCGGAAUUUGAAUUACUCCAACGGCGUGGCCAAGUGUCGUUUCGCUGUCUAUGACCAAAGCGUCUCAUGGAGCCAACUUGUCCAGCAGGAACCUUGGCUCGAAACCGAGAAACUGGUGGUGAAGCCGGAUCAGCUCAUAAAGCGACGUGGAAAAUUGGGUCUCAUCAAGGUCAAUGUGGACUUGAAUCAAGUCCAAGAAUGGGUUAAUGAAAGGAUAGAUAAAGACGUCCAGGUGGGCAAGGCAACUGGUAAACUGCGUCGUUUCAUUAUCGAACCGUUUAUUGCACACAAAGACGAGGAGGAGGCAUACGUUUGCGUUUACUCUGAACGCAACGGCGACGUCAUUCUCUUUCACCACCAAGGAGGCGUGGAUAUUGGCGACGUGGACGAAAAAGCUUUGCGCCUGUCCGUGGAAAUCGACAAUAAACCCAGCCGGGAGGAUAUAUUGAGCGGUUUGCUGGUCAACGUCACCGACGAUGCCAAAAAAGAACGAGUGGCCGACUAUAUCGUUGCCCUCUACGAUGUCUACGUCGAUCUCCAUUUCACCUACAUGGAAAUCAACCCGUUGGUGGUGACGGCGGAAGGCGGUGUCUUCAUGCUGGAUUUGGCGGCCAAAAUCGAUGCCACGGCCGAUUUUCUCUGUCGCACCAAAUGGGGAAGCAUCGAAUAUCCGCCUCCGUUCGGCCGCGACGCCUAUCCCGAGGAGGCCUAUAUCGCCGACCUGGAUUCGAAAAGUGGCGCUUCGCUCAAGUUGACCAUCUUGAACAGGGCUGGACGCAUCUGGACCAUGGUGGCCGGUGGAGGCGCUUCGGUCAUUUAUUCCGACACCAUUUGCGAUUUGGGCGGCGCUGCCGAACUGGCCAAUUACGGCGAGUACUCGGGCGCCCCGUCUGAGCAGCAAACUUACGAGUAUGCUAAAACCAUUCUCAGUCUAAUGACCCAAGAUAAACAUCCAGACGGAAAGGUACUGAUCAUUGGAGGCGGAAUCGCUAAUUUCACUAACGUUGCGGCCACGUUUAAGGGCAUCGUUAAGGCUCUGUUGCAGUACCAGACCAAAUUGGUGGAUCAUAAGGUUUCCAUCUUUGUCCGCCGAGCUGGACCCAACUACCAGGAGGGUCUUCGGGUGAUGCGAGAAGUGGGAGCCAAUUUGGGAAUACCCGUCCAUGUUUUCGGCCCCGAAACCCACAUGACUGCCGUUGUGGGCAUGGCGCUUGGCAAACGUCCGAUCCCCAGCGAGUCGGUUGUUGAAUUCUCGACGGCCAACUUUUUAUUGCCUGGCGGCCAAGAAGAUGAGAUGCCCCGAGCCCGAGCAGUUUCUCAGGAUUCCGGCGUUGGUAACCGGGCCUCGUGGGACGAGAAGGAGGGAUCGCGCCAGGGCUCAUCCGCAGCCGGCGCCUCUUCUUCGCUGGCUUUCCUCAAACCACUUUUCACGUCCGAGACGAAAUCCAUCGUCUGGGGCAUGCAGACAAGGGCCGUCCAAUCAAUGUUGGACUUUGACUUUGUAUGCCGACGCAAGGAACCCUCUGUAGCGGCCAUGGUUUACCCGUUUACUGGAGACCACAAGCAGAAAUUCUACUGGGGUCACGGCGAGGUUUUCAUCUCCGUUUACAAGUCGAUGGACGAUGCCAUGAAGAAACAUCCCACCGCCGAUGUCAUGGUCAAUUUCGCCUCCCUCCGCUCCGCCUAUGACAGCACGGUGGAAGCCAUGAAUUACCCACAAAUCCGUACCAUUGCCAUCAUUGCCGAAGGCAUUCCUGAAAAUUCGACCCGUAAACUCAACAAACUGGCCGCUUCGAAGAAUGUGGCCAUCAUCGGUCCAGCCACAGUCGGUGGAAUUAAACCGGGUUGCUUGAAGAUCGGCAACACCGGUGGCAUGAUGGACAACAUUCUCCACUCAAAGCUCUAUCGUCCCGGCAGUGUGGCUUAUGUGUCCCGUUCGGGCGGCAUGUCCAACGAGCUGAACAACAUUAUCGCUCAUCACUCGAACGGCGUUUGUGAGGGCGUGGCCAUCGGUGGCGAUCGUUACCCUGGUACAACCUUCAUUGACCAUCUGCUUCGCUACCAGAACGAUCCGGAAGUCAAGAUGUUGGUCCUCUUGGGUGAGGUCGGAGGAGUCGAAGAGUACGACGUUUGCCGGGCGUUGACGGAUGGAAGAAUUACCAAGCCAAUUAUUGCUUGGUGCAUUGGCACUUGUGCCAGCAUGUUCUCCUCUGAAGUCCAGUUCGGUCACGCCGGAGCUUGCGCCAAUGCUGAGCGUGAGACGGCCCUGGCCAAGAACAAGGCUCUGGCCGAAGCUGGCGGUCACGUUCCGCAGAGUUUUGACGAUUUGGGUGAGGUAAUCGAAAAGGUUUACAAGCAAUUGGUCCAGGAUGGCACCAUCGUCCCACGCGAAGAAGUCCCGCCGCCCACUGUGCCCAUGGAUUAUUCCUGGGCGCGUGAGCUCGGCCUGAUCCGCAAACCAGCUUCGUUUAUGACCAGCGUGAGCGAUGAGCGUGGCCAGGAACUUCUCUACGCCGGCAUGCCCAUCAGCGAGGUGCUAAAACAAAAUUUGGGUAUUGGUGGAGUGAUUUCGCUGCUCUGGUUCCAGCGCCGUCUGCCCGUCUACGCUUGCAAAUUCAUUGAAAUGUGUUUGAUGGUGACGGCCGACCACGGACCGGCUGUCUCCGGUGCUCAUAACACCAUCGUCUGCGCCAGGGCCGGCAAAGAUUUGGUGUCUUCUCUGGUGUCUGGUCUCUUGACCAUCGGUGAUCGAUUUGGUGGAGCGUUGGACGCUGCCGCUCGUCAAUUCAGCGAGGCUUACGACAUCGGACAACAUCCGAUGGAAUUUGUCAACAGUAUGCGCAAGAAGGGCGAGCUGAUCAUGGGAGUGGGUCACCGCGUCAAGAGCAUCAACAAUCCCGACAUGCGUGUCACCAUCAUCAAGGAGUUCCUGCGCGAACAUUUCCCCGCCACUCCGUUGCUGGACUACGCCCUCGAGGUGGAAAAGAUCACAACGAGCAAGAAACCCAAUCUCAUUCUGAACGUCGACGGCAUCAUCGGCGUGGCUUUCGUCGACCUUCUCCGCAACUCUGGCUGCUUCACUCGGGAGGAGGCGCAGGAGUACGUCGAGAUCGGCACGAUCAACGGCCUUUUCGUCUUGGGUCGAUGCACGGGCUUUAUCGGCCACUAUCUGGAUCAAAGGCGACUCAAGCAAGGACUCUACCGUCAUCCCUGGGACGACAUUUCGUACAUCCUGCCGGAGAAAUACGCUGAAUAGGCGGGGAGGGGGAGCAGCACUCGACGAAAAAGAGGAAGUAGCUUUAUAAAAAAACCGGAAGAGGGACAUCUUCGUAAUUCGAUGUGAUAAUAGGAAAACAAACUCGUCCGAAAAAAGGAAAAAAGAAAAUUAAACUAAAAAUCUAGAGGACAAAACGACAGACAGCUAUCGAAAGUUCACCGUCUCUACAUGUGAUGCACCUCUUCAGCACCAAUUUGUCUUAACUCACUUGUCUUUCGCACUUGGUAGAUAGGAGAAGAGAAGGAAUGCUUAGCUAACCAAUGGAGCGGCAACAACUUUGUAGACAUCUACUUGCUUUGAAUUGGUCCCAAAGACCCGAUCAAAGUUGAAAGAUUUUAUCAGCGAACUCUUGUCGACCACUUGCAAUUCUUUAUGGUUGUUAACCACACACAUGCACACACAUUUUAUUCCUCCCAAAACAAAACAAACAAAAAAAAAAAUGAAUUGUUUGCGUGUUUUUCAUUCAUUGUUGUCGCUCCUCCGGAAAGAGCACGAGCGGAAAAGCUCUUCCAACCAAAACCAAAAACAAAAAAAUUGUCCCGAAGAAACGAAACAUUCUCUCCAUUCCGAAGCAUCAUUUCCCCUUUUUCGGUUCCCUGUUUUUAUUUUUUGAUUCAAACGUGACACUGAUACGUUCCAGCUGUAGCAUCAAAGAUUUUACAAAAAUCCAAUUUUUAAUUUUCUUUUUAAAAAAAAGCCUAACUUUAACCUUAGAUUUAUGAUUUUUUCUUCUUAUCAUUAUUAUCUUUUUAAAAAAACAAAAUGGUGUGCGGGACAGAGCAAAUGUUUUGAAUUCUUUUAUCAAAAGAGCAUCAUUGGCUAUUUUAAAAAAUUGUUGAGCAAUAAACGGUGUUUUAGUGUG